This is a messenger RNA of Spinacia oleracea (spinach), 1614 nucleotides long. RefSeq names its product nuclear pore complex protein NUP35. Gene Ontology annotation, biological process: NLS-bearing protein import into nucleus; nuclear pore organization. Bases 300 to 1289 code for a protein of 329 amino acids. NCBI's taxonomy places the organism in Eukaryota, Viridiplantae, Streptophyta, Magnoliopsida, Caryophyllales, Amaranthaceae. Gene Ontology annotation, molecular function: phospholipid binding; nucleic acid binding; structural constituent of nuclear pore. The transcript has 4 exons. Gene Ontology annotation, cellular component: nuclear membrane; nuclear pore central transport channel; nuclear pore nuclear basket. The record is from RefSeq and is a predicted model, not a curated record.
CUCCACUUUACAAUUCCCUUCUCCCUCGCUCUCUUUCUCUCCGAUCAGUUUGAAUCGUCAAUUCAUCACUCACUCAACAUUCCCCCCUUCUCUCUCUCUCUCCUCCUCUAUCGCCGGAAAACGCCGCCGAACUUCACCCUCAAGGCCUCAACCACCGCUGCCGCCAUAUCUCCCUCGCUUUCGAGCUUUAUCUCUUCCGCCUCUAUCUUUAAACCCUAACACUCUUAAACCCUAGCUCUCACACCUCCUGCCAAUUAUUUUUCGCGGUUAGAGGGUUUGUGUAAUACUAUUACCCGAAGAUGAGUUCAACACUGGGAAGAACUCCUAAAUCGGGAAGACAGUCAUUGUUUUUCAAUGAUUUAGCUACACCUGUUUCUUCUAGGAGGGGUAAAUUUUCAACUCCUGGUCAGGCAGCGGCAGUCUCUGCCCUAUGGCGUGAAAAUUUUGCAAGUUCUGAUCUUCCGCCUCCGCCAAUGUUUUCUUUAGAAGACCGGUCGGACUUCACCCCGGAAUCUGGAAUUAUGGACUAUCCAAUGUCUCCUGAACCUAGGUCGGAUCCUAGAACUCCUGUUCAGAGUUCUGGCCGAGAAUUCUCAACACCGCUUAAAAGUAAAUCUGAGGCUAGUACAUCAAUGGCUUUGACAGCAAAUCAGCAAAAUCAACAAGGGUCCCCAAGUAUGAAUUGGUGGUCUACUGGUAAAAGCACCAGUGACCAAGAAGAGAAAGGAAAGGGUUCCCCGGUUGAGGGAGUCGUUCAACCAGGUGCUUUGAUUACUGUUCCUGCACCCAGGGAAGUAGCGAGGCCUGAGAUGCAAAGGAGUAGUCCGCCAACUGGUAAUCUCAAUGAGGAAGAAUGGGUCACCGUUUAUGGGUUCUCUCCUGGUGACACCAAUUUAGUCUUACGGGAGUUUGAAAAGUGUGGUGUGGUGUUAAAACAUAUUCCAGGACCAAGAAAUGCUAAUUGGAUGCACAUUCUCUAUCAGAAUCGUGCUGAUGCCCGUAAAGCACUAAGCAAGAACGGCUCACAAAUUAACGGAGUCCUUAUUGUGGGAGUGAAGCUUGUUGAUCCAGUUCAGCGUCAAGCUCUCGAUGAAAGGGCCAACAACCAAGGAUUCAUGCCGUUACCCGCUUCAUCAUCUGGUAUGAAUUCUGAGCAAUUCCGGUCAAAUACGGGUCAUCAUCCUUACUAUCUUCAGAAUGGUACAAGUACAGCUAGGCAAUCUGGUGCAAUUGCUUCGCCAGCGAAAUCUGUCGUAUCUCGAGUCAUGGACUUAAUGUUUGGUGUCUAGAUCGUACACCCCCACAAAACUCAACACAGUUUCAAGCUCCUGUUUUCCGGAAACCUAUGGUGUAGUAUUAUUUUGUAUUACAGCAGUAUUUUGUUGAGAAGCAAUGUAUGUGCAACGAGGCAAAAUGUUGUAUUUUGUACCCUUUUUUUUAAAUCAUUCUUUUGGUUCUUGAAUUUGGAUUGAAAUCAAUCACAUUUUAGAUUGUUGGAAAGGGGAAUUGAAGAGGCUAUACAUCAUGUCAAAAUGAUGCCUAUCCAAUGUUUUACUCCGCAUGUUUAAUUUUUUUAGUGAAAAGCUCCAUUGAAGAUAUGGAAGCAACAUAGUA